GAGCAGUUUUGCGCCCGCCGGAGAAGCUCGAAGCCGUCAAAGUGGCUUCGUCACUGGGGCUCCAGGGGCCGUCAGCGCCGAUCGGGGCCCAACUACUGGCUACUGGUGGUUCGGAGGAUGCGCCGACCGCGACCGUGUACCACGCCAAUCUGGUAGCCGGUAGCAACACCUCCGUCGUGACUGCGGCGCUCCAGCAGCCCAUACUAGCGGGUCUGAACUCAGCGGCACUGGCCAGCAUGCAGGCCUCCGCGGAGGCCAACUCGCGGAAUAUAACGACCAUGGAAUGGCUCUACAAGAAGGAGCCCUUGUUCACGCUCGCCCACUUCUGGCAACAGAGAGCGACUUCGGCGGAGAAAGAAAUAGCCGCGCUAAAAGAACAGCUCGCCGCAACGAAUGACAACAAUUCCAAGACUGAGGGACACCAAUUGUCUCAGCCUCCGCAGGGAAGCGAUCAACAACAGGUACACGAUGCCAGCAAUCCCAGAAGGACGCCGAACAGCAACCUCGAGCAGGAGCUGCAGGCCAAAGACAAAGAGAUCAACCAGUUGGUUGAGGAGGUGUCCAGGCUACAGCAGAGCCUGCAACGUCUUCAGGAGACAAGUGCGCAAGCAACGGCGCGGCUCGAGGAGGAGCUCGAAGUGCGCAGGCAGCACAUCAACAGACUGGAGAGCAAAUUGGAACGGCAGAGGGACUAUGAUGACCUGAAGCGCGAAAUUAGUGUGCUGAGGUCAGUCGACCUUUCGCAGAUACCAACUGGCGAACCUGGAAAGAGCUUGGAGCAUCUUCUUAUGGAGCGCUUCAAGGCGCUCCAACAAGCCGAGAACCUGAAACCCUCCAAUACACCCGACGCACUCGGUGGAUUAUCGUCACCCCUGCAGCGCGCCUCGACCGCCUCGCCCCACGGGGUCGGAGGUGUGCCACCUACGUCCCACGUGUCCUCCCAGCAACCACCGCCACCGCCUCCGACAGCAGCCUCCCUCCCUCCACGUUCCACCCCGACGCCCUCUUCGGCCACUUCGACGACUUCGAGCCUCCUCUUCCCGCCACCCCUCCAGAACGUCGAGACUUUCGGCUCGUUUCUCGGUGAAGAAAUCGUUGCCAAUUGGAGGCGGACAUUGGAAAGGUCUAUCAUGAGCCAACAGCAGCAACAACAGCAGCAACAGCAGCAGCAGCAACAACAACAACAACAGCAACAAUCACAGCCAUCUCAAUUAAGCCAGUUGACACAACAGCAACAACAAUUGCAACAAGCCCAACCGCACAUAGGGUUACACCCGCCAACAACGCCAAGUAGUUUAAAUCAUCUUCCAUCACCGGGUGCGGAUCCGUCGUCCACCUCGAAUACCCCGGUGAAAUCGAACACCCCGAUCGGUACAACACCCCUGGGCAGUCUUGAUGUCAUUGAGAAAGCGCCAACGCCGGUAUCGGGACAUGAAACGCCGGCGCCUCCGACACCAUCCUCCACAACCGCCUUGACAUCGCCGCCGAGCUUCCAACCACCAACGUCGAUGGUGGAAACUAGUACUCCUUCGGCUUCCAUCAAUGGCAGCGGUCUCACGCCCGUCGUACCGAGCGCACCGCCCCCGAAGAGUCCGCCCGAUCAAGAAUCUUGUCACAAUAAUAACAAUAGUCAUCACCUUGCGAAUAACAAUAUCGGCGGGCUGAGCGUCCUCGAUACGCUGAAGAGUCCGUUUCGGUUUGACGAUCGAGCGUAUCCCUUCCGAUUCGGUGACGAGUUCGGUGCUGCCGGUAUGGCCGGUCGGCUGGGCGAGUCCCUCAUUCCAAAGGGUGAUCCUAUGGAGGCGAGACUGCAGGAAAUGUUGCGUCAUAACAUGGACAAGUACGCCUCGCAGAAUCUUGACACUCUUCACAUAGCCAGGCGGGUGCGCGAGCUGUUGUCGAUACACAAUAUCGGUCAAAGACUAUUCGCCAAAUACGUUCUCGGAUUAAGUCAAGGCACGGUCAGCGAGUUGCUUAGCAAGCCCAAGCCUUGGGACAAAUUAACCGAGAAGGGCCGCGACAGUUAUCGGAAGAUGCACGGUUGGGCUUGCGACGAGAACGCCGUGUUGCUGCUCAAGUCCCUGAUCCCCAAGAAAGAGUAUGUUUCAGGCAAGGAGCAAGGAAUGCCAGCGUUCGCACGUGGACCACAGGAUGGUGGUCCGCAGGAAAUGAGUGACGAAAGAUUGGCGCAUAUUCUCUCGGAAUCGGGCCAUAUGCAAAUGAGAGGUGAGCACGAGGUGUCGAACGACGCUGACAGCAAGAGCCCGAGUAGACUCGGUUGCCCGAGUCCGUUCAACAAAGACAGACUGGACAGCCAAAAUAGGAGACUGAAGAAGUACGAAAACGACGACAUUCCCCAGGAGAAGGUGGUGAGGAUUUACCAAGAAGAAUUAGCCAAGCUGAUGGGCACGAGAGUGGAGAAUCUUCGUCCGCGAGAAUUCCCUAGCGCGAUCUUUCCACAUUUUUUCAGUGGCACCCAGAGCGGUCUUCAAGGCAUCGAGCGUACCCAGGAAGACAUUCGAAUGGCAUUGGACGCUUAUCACCGUGAGCUUCAAAAAUUGAAUGCCGCACCAGGUCAGAAUCCGUCAAUAGCGGGUUUACCAGGAUUACCUGGAUUACCGGGUUUGCUGGCGCUUCAACAACAGGCUCUUCAACAGCAUCAUUUGGCCGCGAAUGGCGGCGGCGGUGUACAGGACUUGAGUUUAGGCAAAGUGGAUCCGCGCAAUAAAAUGAUAAACGGUGUGUCGGAAGAAGAGAAAGAGAAGAUGGAAGAGGCGAUGAGACACGCCGGAAGUGCAUUCUCUUUGGUGAGGCCGAAGCAGGAAUCGACGGGCCCGCAAUCGACGCCCGGCGGUUCCAGCGCGAGUUCACCUCUCGGCAAUUCCAUACUUCCCCCCGCGAUGACGCCGAAUGAGGAGUUCUCCAGUGCGGCGGCAGCCAGUCCUCUUCAGAGAAUGGCCUCCAUCACGAACAGUCUGAUUAGUCAACCGUCCACCCCAACUCACCACUCGGCCAACCAAAGACCGCUGAAAGCUGUGCUUCCUCCAAUCACGCAGCAGCAGUUCGAUCUGUACAAUAAUCUUAACACCGAAGAUAUUGUAAAGAGGGUAAAGCGCACUGUGAAGGAACAGCUGUCUCAGUAUUCGAUUUCGCAGCGGCUUUUCGGCGAAUCGGUAUUGGGUCUAUCUCAGGGAUCAGUGUCGGACCUCCUCGCGCGUCCAAAACCAUGGCACAUGCUGACUCAAAAGGGUCGCGAGCCCUUUAUUCGGAUGAAGAUGUUCCUCGAAGAUGACAACGCGGUGCACAAACUCGUCGCCAGCCAGUACAAGAUCGCACCGGAGAAGCUAAUGAGGACCGGCGGCUACGGCGGCCUGCCUCGUAAGUUUAACUCAGCUUGCGGAACACCUAUGAAACCUAUGCCUCCAACGAAACUCGUCCAAGAACAGCUUCAGAACGCAGCGAAGGCGCAGGCCGCCGCUCAAGCGGCCGCGCAAGCAGCGGCGCAGCAGCAUCAGCAGGAGAAUCAGAUGCAGCUCGGUCCGCCACAGCAAAGCCCUCAGCUUCCGCAGCAUCCGCAACCGCCACCACCGAUGAUGUUAACUCCGCCCGGACCUCAUCAUCCUCACACUCAGCUAAGCAUGCAAGAACUCCAAAAGAAACAGCAGCAGCAACAGCAGCAACAAAUGUCACUGCACUCGCCGCAUCAUCAGAUGGCACCGUCGCCUCUUCGAAGUCUUCAUCCGCACAUUUCACCAAGCGUAUACGAGAUGGCCGCUCUUACGCAAGAUCUCGACACACAGACAAUCACAACGAAAAUCAAGGAAGCUCUACUGGCUAACAACAUCGGCCAGAAGAUCUUCGGUGAAGCGGUUCUCGGUCUGUCGCAGGGCUCCGUCAGUGAGCUAUUGAGCAAACCGAAACCGUGGCAUAUGCUCAGUAUAAAAGGCCGAGAACCUUUUAUUAGGAUGCAACUUUGGCUAUCAGACGCACAUAAUGUCGAUCGACUGCAGGCGUUGAAGAACGAACGACGAGAAGCAAACAAGAGACGACGCAGCAGCGGUCCCGGUCACGAUAACAGCUCCGAUACUUCGAGUAACGACACAGCCGAGUUCUAUCACGCGGCAUCACCCGGUCCGGGACCCACCACCGGGAAGAAGCAGCGCGUACUUUUCUCGGAAGAGCAGAAGGAAGCCCUCAGACUCGCCUUCGCCUUGGAUCCAUAUCCCAAUGUAGCCACCAUUGAAUUCCUCGCCAGUGAACUCGCUCUGUCUUCGAGGACGAUAACGAAUUGGUUUCAUAAUCAUCGGAUGAGACUGAAGCAACAGACGCCGCACGGGCAACCGGAGCCUCAGUCGCCGCGAGAACCCGGCCAACCGUUCGACCCUGUUCAAUUCAGAUUGCUAUUGAACCAAAGACUGCUGGAGAUUCAAAAGGAGAGAUUGGGUCUAGGAAAUGUACCUCUACCUUACUCUCCGUACUUUAAUCCCAAUUUGGCGGCUCUGGUAGGUAACGCAUUAAAAGAACAAUGUUCUGGUCUUGACCUCUCGAUGAAUGCCCUGAAGAGAGAGCCGAAUCAAGAGUUCGAGGAUGAGGACGCCGACGACGCGAUGAGUAAUCUAGGUAGCGAGGACUCGGAAGGUUCGGCCGGUAGUAUAAAGAGAGAACCCACAGAAACGCCGACGGCACCCACGACGGUUAGGUCCAACAGAAGAAAACCCGCGGCACCACAAUGGGUGAAUCCAGAAUGGCAAGAACCAACGAGAACGGGCGACGAAGUCAUCAUCAAUGGCGUCUGCGUGAUGCAGACGGACGAUUACGGAGUAAAGAGAGAAGCUGAGGAGACCGUAAGAGUCGAGCCGACACCGGUGCAGGACCGAUAUGAAGAGGAUGCCCAGAGCGAUGUCUCUUCCGUAUCCGGCAACAAUGGUGCCGAUCGGGAUAGCCCGCUUCCCAGUCCAAAGUCUGGUCAGAACAGUCCAGCGACGUCGCUCAGACCGCCGUCGGCGCAACAAAUGCAACAGUCCACGGAGGAAAGUCCGAAGGACGUGGUGAAACACGAACCGGAGGAAACGUGGGAUUACUAGGACAAUUCGAGACAUAAAAUUCCAUGGGAUUACGCGCGAUCUCGAUGUUUCUUCUUCGGACCAAGUUGAAACUCGAGUGGAGUGUCCAACGUGUCUCCAGAGUCGUAUUGUUGAGAUAUGCCAAAACGACGCUUUAUGAAAAAAAGACGUUCCGCGAGGAUCACCGGUCUAGUUAAGUUUUAAAUGAGAAAACCAGCUAUAGGACUCGAUCGUGCGAGUCCUGCCUACCACGAGGGCAUUAUCAUAGUGAGGCGAACGCGAAAAAUCUAGGAAGUUGUCAUCGAAGAGGAAGCGAGGGAAGAUAUCUUGGUUCGACGGACGAGCGCCAGGAGAACAAAACGAUCAAAACUGAACGGAGCUCAAUCAAAAGGACUCACAUUGUGACAUUUUCUAUGCGGCAAGUGUUACGAGAUCAGUGUCGGUGCGCGCGGGUCAACGGCGAGAUCGUAUCAUUUAGAGGACUGUGAAGUACAACGGGGCCGGCUGUGGAAGGACGACGGGCUCUCGUUGCAAUUUGCUCGAAAUUCGAGAGAACCCCGGCCGCUUUCGCUUUCGGAUGACACUCUUCCCCUCCCGAUGAUAGGGAUGAUCGAUGGGGUAUCAUUCCAGAGGAGGGGAGACUAGGAGCGGACUAGUACAUAAUGCAUGGAAAACGGAGGUGGUCCGGGUUCGCCACAGUGCAAUCUCCCAGUAACUAAUUGUUAGAUCGAAUUAUUAUUAAUUUUUAACGAAAAUUACGCGCGACGGAACGGCCGAUUAAUAAUUAUUGCAUAAUUGUGAUUCAUGUUAUUGUUUAUACUCGCCUCCCUAUAUCCCCCAUAGUGAUUAAGCUGUUAAUGUUGUAUACUCUCUCUAUCUCCAGUUACGUACCUUUUUAUCUCUUUUGGUUAAGACUCGACGUUUCCCUUUUCCCUUUCUCUUUUCCUAAUUCUUGCUUAUCCGUCUAUUUAUAAAAAAAUGCGAGGAGAAUGAUCACUUAAGACCGUUACCAAUGUUAUUAUUAUCACUGCUAUUAUAUAUAAUUACAAAUUAUUAAUAUUAUUAUUAUAUAAUUAUCAUUAUUAAAUAUUCUCAGUUGUCAAGAGAGCACUGUCAUUGAUUACUAUUUUUACGUUGAUAUGUUGAACGGCGUUGCAGAAUGUAAAAUACCAAAAAAGAAGUAAAUUUAUUCGUUCCACGAGAUGAUUAUUUAAACUUCCUUUUUCUAUUUGUUGGGAAAUAUUAGCUGCGCUAAAAUAAUUGGUGAUGAAUAUCUUUGAUGAUUAUUAUUAUUUAAUAUUCUUUUAAUUAUUAUUAUUGUAUUAUAUUUAUAUUAUUGUAUUAUUAGGCUUAUGUUAUCAUUAUUAUUAUUAUUAUUAUUAUUAUUCUCAUUAUUAUACCAAUAAUCAUCAUUAUUUUAUUAUUAUUAGAAUCAUUGUCGUGACAACAAUGUGGCUUGUAAAGCCAAUGUGAUAGAGCUUAUAUUGCGAUGAUACAUAAAGGAAAAGAGCGUGCGAGCAAAAGACGAACAGGCACGCCGACUUCACUGAAUGUGGCGAGGGAUUGCGCGAAUUUAACGUGCGAUUUCAAGCAUAUGUAAAUAUCUGUACAAAGGAAAAGAAUGGAAGAAACUUCGAAAUACGAAACAAAGAACUACAUACAUUUAUACACACACACACAUAUAUACACAUACAAAUACACGCACGUAUAUACAUACAUACAUACAUACAUACAUACAUAUACAAAUACAAUCUUGUAUAUUUACUUACUUACCACACUUAACUAUCUAAUAGCGUACGAAUAUAUCCACGCAGGCUAACAGCGGUACACAUUGAGUGACUGCACGCUGAAUUUUCACUUAUCGCAGUCGGCAUUGCACACACCGUAAGAAUGAAGUCGCGUAAUCAGCGGCGAUGAGGUAAGAGAAGAAAGAAAAUCGAGCCACGUGUUUCAAUGACCGCUCGUUGCGAUCCGUGAAAAUGCAGCGUUCGGGCUAUAAUAAGCGGCGCAAAAGGAGAACGCGUAAUUAUGAGAAUUUGCCGUAAAUUAAUCGAAUGCCUAGAGGGAGGAAAAAAAUUGCGCAGAAGACACUUCGAGGCGAUUCGGCGAGACAUCGAGAACGAAAGAGCAGAACGAAUGAAUGAACGUGUGUGUGUGUGCGUGUGCGUGUGUGCGUGUGUGUGUAUGUGUGUGCAUGAUGAACUUUGUAAGCGAGAGAGAGAGAGAGAGAGAGAGAACGAAAGACAGUCCUCGAAUUAUUACGAAUCAAACUAUAGUAUUUACCAGAAUAAAUUUUAAUCUUCAAUUAAAUUCUAGUCCGCAGUUAAAAGUAAAAAAAAAAGGAAACAAACGCGAAUGACACUGUGCGAGGCAAAGACGUAAGGAAUUCGUGCGAGACGAUCGCUUUAGAAGGGCAUUGCUAAAUGAGAGACCAGUGAUCGAUUGAUUCUGUUUUUUUUCCCCCAUUUUCCAGACCCCGAUUCUUUUUGAAAGCUUUUCCAUGAAUCGUCACAACGGAAGUCGAUCGGGCCGGAUUAUCGAAUGUACAUAUUACUAUUAUACUCGUGCGAUUACAUCUCGUAAACUUAAUGACGCUGAUUCCGCCUGCCGACGAGUGAUCCUGGAGUCUUAUCGACUAGCCUGAUCGAUCGUGAUCGCAGACGAGAUCACGACGGAGGACAUUCGUGUUUUGUCAGUCAUCUGCAUCGUGCGACACGUUGAUCGGGCUACGACAGUAAAAGCUCCGGAUACGCGAACACAGCCCAAAUAGCACACUUUAUCCAAAUGAUGUCCCAAGAAUGUCCUUUGAAUGUCCCAUGGACGUCCCGGGGACAUCCCUAGGAGGUCUGUGCUAUAUGGGAGGUCACGCUGAAGCAGGGAGGAGAAAGAACAAACACAUGCGAUCUCACAUCUUCGAAUACCAAACUAAAUUAUUUCGCUCGAGCAUUAGUCUAAUAUUCAUCACCCUUUACGAUUUGUCGACCUGGGUUUAACCGUAUGACUGACGCGGCAUCCGCCGAUCGCGCGAAUCCGUAGAUAAAUCCUAGAUUCUCACGACGGAGGUCGAACGAGCUCGUUUCCUAGGAACUUUAUUAUCAGGUACAACAAUAAUGCGACUCUCGUGUUGAUGAGACGAUCGGAUUUUAGUCGCAAAGUGCGCGGCCAAAGCGUCCGACAGCUUCGACGGAUAGGCGCCUUACGAUUUAUUAUAUGUAUGCAUUAUGAUUGUUUCCCUGUUCUUCGUUCGCGGCGGACACAAGUGUAACGCAUAGAUUCUUUGUAGAUACAGGAUAGCCGGUAGAUAGCCGAUAGCUUUAAUUAUUUAAACAGUACAGCUUUUAUGUCGAGAGCAAGGAUCGACGACCGUCUAUGGUAUACGGCGGACAAUGUAAUAUAACGUAACGAAUAUACAAGUGCGUAAUUGCGUGCGGAUGCGUUAGCGUUAUCGACAACGGCGGGAAGGAGGGAAAUCAUAUCGUAAAACCUAAUAAUAUUUUACAACAAAAGGUAACUGUAGAUAGACAUUCAAAAGCUGUUGAGGCCCCCCAGGACGCGCGAGGGAGAGGCGCGCGCGUGUACCGAAACGCACGUGCGCGGGCAUACGAUCAAAAAAAAAAAGAAGAAGAAAAAGAAGAGUAAACGAACCACGAAGGACACUGUCAUCCAGUAGUGAAAAUAAUGUAUUAAAAACAAGAAGGUUUACCUAAAGUAAUAGUCUAUUGAUUUGUAUUUCAUUUCGAACUGUAUUAUAGCUUUAAAGAGUAUCCUGUACAUUGCAUAAACACACGAGCACUAUUGUUUUAAAUUGUACGUUUACGAUUAUUAUACGAAGAUAAAAAAGAAAUAAAUAAGGUAUACAAAAUA
Messenger RNA from Solenopsis invicta (red fire ant), 8927 nucleotides. It is a transcript of the gene cut, whose product is annotated as homeobox protein cut. The transcript has 8 exons. The coding region runs from base 237 to 5084 and encodes 1615 amino acids. NCBI's taxonomy places the organism in Eukaryota, Metazoa, Arthropoda, Insecta, Hymenoptera, Formicidae. Gene Ontology annotation, biological process: regulation of DNA-templated transcription. The record is from RefSeq and is a predicted model, not a curated record. Gene Ontology annotation, molecular function: DNA-binding transcription factor activity, RNA polymerase II-specific; DNA binding.